Molecule: messenger RNA, 2904 nt
Organism: Parnassius apollo (apollo)
Lineage: Eukaryota; Metazoa; Arthropoda; Insecta; Lepidoptera; Papilionidae
Source: the annotation of a GenBank genome assembly
AUGAAUUAUGACAAUGAUAUUGACGACGAAAAUGACGACGACGAUGACAAUGGUGAUUACCAUGACGAUGACAUUGACGAUAAUCAUGACGAUGAUGAUGAUGGCGAUGACGAUGACGAUGAUGAUGACGAUGACAUUAGCGAUGACGAUGAGGAUGAUGAUUGGGAUCAUGAUGAAGAUGGUGAUGUCGAUGACAUUGACGAUGACGAUGACGAUGAAGAUUAUGACAAUGAUAUUGACGACGACAAUGACGAUGACGAUGACAAUGUUGAUUACCAUGACGAUGACAUUGACGAUGAUCUUGACGAUGAUGAUGAUGAUGAUGAUGAUGAUGAUGAUGAUGAUGAUGAUGAUGAUGAUGAUGAUGACGACGAUGAUGAUGAUGACAAUGAUGAUGGAGAUGACUGUGAUGACGAUGAGGGUGAUGAUGACUAUGAUGAUGACUAUGAUGAUGACAAUGACGAUGGUGAUGGCGAUGAUGAUGACGAUAACAUUGACGAUAACAAUAACGAUAAUGAUGGCGAUGACGAUGGUGAAAACGAUGACGAUGACGAUGACGAUGACGAUGAUGACGAUGAUGAUGAUAAUUACGAUGAUGAUGAAGAUGGUGAUGACGAUGACGGUUAUGGCGAUGACAUUGACGAUGACGAUGACGAUGAUGAUGAAGAUGACGAUGAUGAUAAUGACGACGAUAAUGACGACGACGAUGAAGAUGACGAUGAUGAUGAUGAUUACGAUGAUGAUGAGGAUGAUGAUGACGAUGAUGAUGAUGACGAUGAUGACGAUGAUGACGAAUAUUAUGAUGAUGAUGAUGAUGACGAUGAUGAUGACGAUGACAUUGACGAUGAUGAUGAUGACGAUGUUUAUGAUGAUGAUGAUGAUGACGGUGAUUAUCAUGACGAUGGCGAUGACGAUGAUGAUGACGAUGGCAUUGACGACGAUAAUAAUGACGAUGACGACGAAUAUGACGAUGACAAUCACGAUGACGAUGAUAUUGACGAUGACGAUGACAUUGACGAUGAAAAUGACAAUGUCAAUGACGAUGACGAUGAUGAUGAUGACGAUGAGGAAGAUGAUGAUGACGAUGACUAUGAUGAUGACGAUUAUGACGAUGACGAUGACAAUGACGAUGUCGAUGAUGAUGACGAUUAUGACAAUGAAGAUGACGAUGACGAUGACGAUGAUAAUGAAGAUGACGAUGACGAUGAGGACGACGACGACAUUGACGAUGACGAAGAGCAUGAUGAUGACGACGAUGAUGAUGAUGACGUUGAGGAUGAUGAUGAUGACGAUGACGGUGGCGAUGACUAUUACGAUGACAUUGACGUUGACCAUGACGAUGACGAUGAGGACAAUAACGAUGAUGAUGACGAUGACAUUGAUGAUCACGGUGAGAUGGAUGACGAUGAUGACGAUGACGAUGAUGAUGAUGAUUACGAUGAUGAAGAAGAUGGUGAUGACGAUGACGGUUAUGGCGAUGACAUUGACGAUGACGAUGACGAUGAUGAUGAAGAUGACGAUGAUGAUAAUGACGACGAUAAUGACGACGACGAUGAAGAUGACGAUGAUGAUGAUGAUUACGAUGAUGAUGAGGAUGAUUAUGACAAUGAUAUUGACAAUGACGGUGACGAUGAUGAUUACGAUGGUGAUGAUGACGAUUAUGACGAUGACAUUGACGAUGAUGAUGAUGAUGAUGACGAUAACUAUGACGGUGAUGAUGAUGACGAUGAUGAUGAUGACGAUGAUGACGAUGAUGACGAUUAUUAUGGUGAUGACGAUGACGAUGAUAAUGACGAUGACGAUGAAAAUGACAAUGACAAUAACGAUGACUAUAAUGUUGCUUACGAUGAUGAUGAUGAUGAUGAUGAUGACGAUGAUGAUGACGAUGACAUUGACGAUGAUGAUGAUGACGAAGUUUAUGAUGAUGAUGAUGAUGACGGUGAUUAUCAUGACGAUGGCGAUGACGAUGAUGAUGACGAUGGCAUUGACGACGAUAAUAAUGACGAUGACGACGAAUAUGACGAUGACAAUCACGAUGACGAUGAUAUUGACGAUGACGAUGAUGAAGAUGAAAAUGAUAAUGAUGUUGCUUACGAUGAUGAUGAUGAUGAUGAUGAUGAUGACGAUGAUGAUGACGAUGACAUUGACGAUGAUGAUGAUGACGAUGUUUAUGAUGAUGAUGAUGAUGACGGUGAUUAUCAUGACGAUGGCGAUGACGAUGAUGAUGACGAUGGCAUUGACGACGAUAAUAAUGACGAUGACGACGAAUAUGACGAUGACAAUCACGAUGACGAUGAUAUUGACGAUGACGAUGAUGAAGAUGAAAAUGAUAAUGAAAAUGGCGAUGACAAUGAUGAUGAUGACGAUGACGAUGAAAAUGACAAUGACAAUAACGAUGACUAUAAUGUUGAUGACGAUGAUGAUGAUGAUGAUGAUAACGAUGACGAUGAUGAUGACGACGAUGAUGAAGAUGACGGUGAUUAUUAUGAUGAUGACGAUGACGAUGAUGAUGACGAUGACAUUGACGAUGAUGAUGAUGACGAUGUUGAUGAUGAUGAUGAUGAUGAUGAUGAUGAUGACGAUGACGAUGAUUAUCAUGACGAUGACGAUUAUGAUGAAGAUGGCAUUGACGAUGACGAUAAUAAUGACGAUGACGACGAAUAUGACGAUGACGAUCACGAUGACGAUGAUAUUGACGAUGAUGAUGACGAUGAUGAUGAUGAUGACGAUAACUAUGACGGUGAUGAUGAUGAUUAUGAUGAUGACGAUGAUGAUGAUGACGAUGAUGACGAUGAUGACGAUUAUUAUGAUGAUGACGAUGACGAUGAUAAUGACGAUGACGAUGAAAAUGACGAUGACAAUAACGAUGACUAUAAUGUUGCUGACGAUGAUGAUGAUGAGUGA